This is a messenger RNA of Conger conger (European conger), 2082 nucleotides long. RefSeq names its product AAR2 splicing factor (gene aar2). Gene Ontology annotation, biological process: spliceosomal tri-snRNP complex assembly. The transcript has 4 exons. Lineage: Eukaryota; Metazoa; Chordata; Actinopteri; Anguilliformes; Congridae. The record is from RefSeq and is a predicted model, not a curated record. Bases 127 to 1284 code for a protein of 385 amino acids.
GCUAAUCCCAAACGGGGACCGGAAGUUGCGGGACAUUCCUUGCACACAAACGUUUGACGACGCCAGCUAGCUGCAUGCAUUUCAUUUAACUACCAAUACCAAGCUGGAGUAAAUAAGGCGGAAGAGAUGGCAGGAGUGGAUAUGGACCCGGAGCUGGCGCGUAGCUUGUUUGAAGAAGGAGCUACGUUGGUGCUUCUGGGGGUCCCUGAGGGCACUGAGCUGGGCAUAGACUAUAAGAGUUGGCAGGUUGGACCGCGCUUCCGUGGGGUGAAGAUGAUCCCACCUGGUCUUCACUUUCUGCAUUAUAGCAGCGUCGAUAAACAGAGUGGCGUGGAGAUGGGCCCGAAAACAGGACUCUUCAUGUACCUCCAGCCCCGUGAGGUGCGAUUGGCUCAAUGGAACCAGAAAGAAGAGGACCUGGAUUUCUCUGCCUCUCAGAACCAGGAAGAGGUUAGCAGAGUGAAGGCGGGCUUGCGCGACCUGGAUCCUUUUCUGGGACCGUACCCGUAUGAAACCAUGCGCAAGUGGGUCUCUCUAACAGACAAGCUAACUGAAGAAGUUGCGAGCAGUCUGCAGCCCCUUAGCGGCAGGAUCCUCGCCUUCAGCGACGUGAUGCCAGAGCUGAAUCUGACCCACACAAAAGAUAGAGAGGAGCACAACCUUCCUCGUAACGACACCGAGUGCACGAGCAUGCGCGAGGGACUGGAGCGGCUUCCCCGCAUGAAACUGAGGCCUGGCACGGAGCUACGCUUCUCGGACAUCCCAAAACAGACAUACCCCGAAGGAGCCACGCCGGCGCAGAUAACUCAGUACAGCAUGGACCUAAGUUAUGCGCUGGACUGUCUGUUGGAGAAGCACUACGGCCAGGAGCCACUGCACGUUCUUGGCGAGCUGCAGUUUGCCUUUGUGUGCUUUCUGAUCGGGAAUGUGUACGAGGGCUUCGAGCACUGGAAGAGACUACUGGCGCUGCUGUGCCGAGCGGAAACGGCUAUGCACACGCGCCGCGACCUGUACCUGGGCCUCAUCGCGGUGCUCUACCACCAGUUGGGAGAGAUCCCGUCCGAUUUCUUUGUGGACAUCGUUUCCCAGGACAACUUCCUCACCUCCACACUGCAGGAGUUCUUCCAGUUCGCCACUGGCCCUGGUGUGGAUGGCACACUACGGAAGCGAGCAGAGAAGUUCAAAGCCCACCUGACCAAGAAGUUCCGCUGGAGUUUCGAGGUGGACCCUGAGGAAUGCGCCCCUGUGGUGGUGGAGCUGCCAGAAGGGGUCGCCCUAGAGUGACUGUAGUGGGGGUGGGGGCGAAGGUCUGAGCACUGUCUGCCAUAAGUGGGACUUCUCCUGGUUGUAACGACUUCAAUGGAAAAAGUAGUUUGUGGGAAUUUUGAAUGCAGAAUGUGCAUUGCUCCCCAUGGAAUGAUGCGACUGGAUCAUAACUGUCGGAACCAAGGAGGAUUCUCAUGUGAACUGGGCGUGGGAUUGUAUUCGAAUAUCUCUUUGCGUGACACCACUCUUCAGUGACAGAGGCAUGGAUGCGAAGACAUUCUUGUGAACAAAGAUGGAACCAGGGAGAAAAUGAAUUGCAGUAUGUAUAGCACUUCUGCUGGAUGGACACAAGAGACCAAGAGCACUUAGGCUUGAGCUAUUCCAACGAAAUCCAAAACAAAAUGAGUUGUAACUUCUGUCCGUAGUGUACCUGGUACUUUAUGUCCUGCCACACACUGUGGGUUUAAAUGAAAAGAACCCGUUCCAAACAGAACUUUUGUAUGCAGUAGGUAAAGAUGUGUCACAUAAGUUAAAAUUUCUACAGCACGAUCUGAAUGCACAGCAGUGUGUAUAGUUCCUCCCUGCUGGCUGUUGGUGUAGAACUGUGGACUGCAUUGUGAAAGGAUCUGCAGAUAUAUCUGUUCUGAUGCAGAGGUGGGCCACAGUGGAACAGUGACUGUGAGCUCCAUUCACAGAGCCUCGGGUACUGUGACUUUUGCCCCUCAUCUGAAACAUCCUCCCCUCCUAACCAAGGCAUUUUCCUUCAACAAACAUCCAUCCUGGACGUUCCUUCUAAUAAAAUACUUUGUAUCUGUU